Acanthosepion pharaonis is the source of this 567-nucleotide messenger RNA. The record is from the annotation of a GenBank genome assembly. Lineage: Eukaryota; Metazoa; Mollusca; Cephalopoda; Sepiida; Sepiidae.
AUGCGCAGAUCCGCAGCAUCUUCACUUGUCUCUCUCUCGCGGCCAUUUCGCUUCAAUCUUUCUCAUCGAGCGGUUUUCUGUACUAAUUUACGCUCUGCCGUGUGUGAAAUUUCAUUCUCUGCAAUGGCUCCCAAGCGUGCUGCUCCUUUCAAGGCUGGUACUCUGCCUAAACGCAAGAGAAAUAUGAUGACGAUCGCUGAUAAGAUGAAACUUCUGGAUAUUUUGAAGGAAGGGAGAACAUUCGCUACCGUAGCCCGCCAUUUUAGCGUGAACGAAUCCACCGUUCGCUACAUCAAGAAGUACGAGGCUAACAUUCGGAAGACGGCUGUCAUCCCCUUUAAUAAGUCGGCGAAGAGAGUGGUUACGGCUCGUAAUACAACUAUCAUCUGUAUGGAAGCUGCGUUGGACACGCACGCAUCUAUCUAUCUAUCUAUCUAUCUAUCUAUCUAUCUAUCUAUCUAUCUAUCUAUCUAUCUAUCUCUCUCUCUCUCUCUCUCUCUCUCUAUAUAUAUAUAUAUAUAUAUAUAUAUAUAUAUAUAUAUAUAUAUCGUUCCCUACAUCCAUUGA